Molecule: messenger RNA, 6391 nt
Organism: Prionailurus viverrinus (fishing cat)
Lineage: Eukaryota; Metazoa; Chordata; Mammalia; Carnivora; Felidae
Gene: PHKB
Product: phosphorylase kinase regulatory subunit beta
Exons: 32
Coding region: 2714-5659 (981 amino acids)
Biological process (GO): glycogen metabolic process
Cellular component (GO): phosphorylase kinase complex
Molecular function (GO): calmodulin binding
Source: RefSeq, a predicted model, not a curated record
CUGGGGCGACACCCCCUCCCCUGCACCAGGGUGGUGUUCCCCCUCAAGCGCCUUGGGCGGGAGGCUGGUCGGGGUCCUGGAGUUGAACCUGUGCCCGCGUGUUUCCCCUUAGAAAGCAGACUGCGGUCCCGGCCUUCCUCUUCAUGUUUACCCCCACCUCCCAAAUUGGCGGUGCCCCCGACUACAUGUGUUUUUCCCCAACGCUAUUUCGUGUGUGUUUCGCUCAGAAAUUAGGUGGUGGUGUCCACCAAAGCUGGAGUUUUACUCUUUAGAAAUAAGGCGGCUGCCAGGUUCCUGGGAAAGACAGUGGGUCGUCCCUCAAAAAUCAAAUAGCUUCAUUCUUAGAUGUGAUUAUGAUCUGGUCCUAGAAAACUGCCAGCAAAAAAGUUUUGCUUUAUUUCAUAUCUCCUUUUUAUGUUCUUCACAAGUUCUGAGCCCUAGCCGAUUACUAUGUGGCAGAAAUUGAGUGGAGACAGGGCCUUAGGCUAUGAAGGGGGUCACGUUGAGUGUGCUUAAGGGCUCUGGAGGAAGUGGGUUCCUUCCCUGGGCAAGUGGCCUCAGGACACAUAGUUCCCAGCUGUGCCUCCCAAAUCCAAAGCCACCGAGGUCAGAAGACGCUGCGCAGGCAGUUACUACAGUUGGGAGUGUCCUGAACUGACUUGUUCAAAUUGCAAAGUCACGUCUUUGAAGUUAGCACUUAGGGCCCAUCAGUCCUCUGAGAGACAGGAUUGAAACUUCCCUCGUUUCUGGCUGGCUGUAUGUAAUCUUGAGCUAAAAGUGUGCUUACAAAACAAAAGAUGGUGGGAUGACAAGUGUUCAUUUAAUCUUCCCUUUGAAAGGAUUGACAUUACUAUUUUUCAGUGUUGAAAGAUGCUACUGUUAAGGAAAGGCAUAGCCCUAGAAAACUAAGUCUGCAUUUGCAUUGAUCCCUAGAGGGUUUUUUUUUUUUUUUCUCAGCUAAUAUGCCCUCAUUAUGUUUGGGGUUUUACCCAAUUUAUGAAGUUCUUGGUUGUCCCUUGUGUAGUUUUCCUUUUUUAAAUUUGAAUAAAGUAUCUAAUUUCAUAAAUAAUACAGGAGAAAUUCAUCCAAUCUUUGUUGCUAAUAUCCAUUAUGUUUUUAAACUUUAUUUAUAAAGUUCUGCACUUAUUUACUUAGAUUAUAGCAAAACUACCACAGAAAUAUGAGAGAAUUUUUUAACAGUCCUUAGUACAUUUAAGAGUAAAUAUAGUUAGUUGGUAUAGUCAUAUAUUUGUGUUUCACACUUAAAAUUUUUGUGUCAUAUUGAAGUAUUGAUUGACUGCUAACAAUGUGUUUAUUUGGGCUAUAAAGGGAAUUGGAUUGAUAAUAUCUGGUCAAAGAGAGUAACCUGAAUUUUCUUAACAGGGAACUGAGCUCUGCCCUCCACAUCUAUUUUAUAGCAUUUCUCUUUCCUCUUAGUAAGCAUAUAGGAUUUAUUUUCUUUUCCAGUUUUUAUUUUCUCUGAAUUGCAUGUCAUAACAGUGAGCUUUGAAAACCUACUUUCUCUUUCUUAAGUGAGAAAAAAACUCAAAUUUUAUUUAACUUUUCUUGAAUGCAGUCACUUAAGUCCAGUUUCAUGUGCAAAGUAGUUAAAUGCAUAGUAUAAAUGUUGGAUGUUCCUAUAUUGUUUAUAUCAUUGUAGUAAGAGAUAGAUACCAUUUGAAGUCAUUCAAAUUCAUUGAGGUUUCUGGUUCUCACUCUGUAAGAUAUUGAGUAUAUAGUUUCUUGAAUGAAUCCUUGACUUCCUAUGUCAUUGAAAACAACCAAUCUGAUUCUGUUUGUUACUUUUAGAAGAAUAUAUAAACUCAGCUUAGUUUGAAACUUGGGCUAACCUGGCUCUGAUAUAGAUGUCACUGCAAAGUUCUGAGCAUUGUUACAUAGUAGCAUAAUCACUGCACUGUUCAAUAGAGGAUGCCACUCUUAUGUAAUGUUAAUAAGUGGAUAUUAUGUAUUUCCUGCCUCAUCCAUAUAAGCAAAUGUAAUUUAUCAAAGCAAAGAAAAUCAAAUUUUCAAGUCAUUAAAAAGAAAAUAAAAUUAAAAUGAACCUCAAUUAUUGCCUUUGUUGCACACUGCAUCAUGUUAAUAACUGCUCACACUGCUUUCAAUUAAUCUAACGCUGAUUGCUUCUAACCUUCACUAAACAGUUUUGAAAAUUGCUCUAGUUUAGCCUGCGACGCUUAUGAUUAGAGUCAACAAUUUGAAAUGGCCAACUCACCUGAUGCCCUCGCCUCUUCUCCACCUGCUUUCUUAAGGUCUGAUUUUAAAUCCUGUUUUGGCAAGAUUGAGGAGGAAAGUCAUGAAAAAGGAAGGAGCUUAAAGAAGAAUCACAAUCAGAUAUAAAGGAAAGCUUGUAUUAAGCCCCAAAAAUGACCCUUAUCUUCAGUUGUCAUCUGCUAAAUAACAAAAUGGUUCAGUUUAUGAACCUCUGAAAAGCAUUAAUCUUCCGAGACCUGAUAAUGAAACUCUGUGGGAUAAAUUGGAUCAUUAUUACAGAAUUGUGAAGUCAACGUUGCUGCUAUAUCAAAGUCCAACCACAGGUCUCUUUCCCACUAAAACUUGUGGUGAUGAUCAGAAGGCAAAAAUCCAUGACAGUCUUUACUGUGCUGCUGGGGCCUGGGCUUUGGCUCUUGCAUACAGGCGCAUUGAUGAUGACAAGGGAAGGACCCAUGAGCUGGAGCACUCGGCUAUAAAAUGUAUGAGAGGAAUUCUCUACUGCUAUAUGCGUCAGGCCGAUAAGGUCCAGCAGUUUAAGCAGGACCCACGCCCAGCAACCUGUCUUCACUCUGUUUUCAAUGUGCAUACGGGAGAUGAGAUCCUCUCCCAUGAGGAAUAUGGCCAUCUUCAGAUAAAUACAGUGUCACUCUAUCUCCUUUACCUUGUGGAAAUGAUUUCCUCAGGACUCCAGAUUAUCUACAACACUGAUGAGGUAUCUUUUAUUCAAAACCUGGUAUUUUGUGUAGAAAGAGUUUACCGUGUACCCGACUUUGGUGUCUGGGAAAGAGGCAGCAAAUAUAAUAAUGGCAGCACAGAACUACAUUCAAGCUCUGUUGGCUUAGCAAAAGCAGCUCUAGAAGCAAUUAAUGGAUUCAACCUCUUUGGCAACCAGGAAAUGUGUUUUUCUCUCUUGUUCCAGGGAUGUUCUUGGUCGGUUAUAUUUGUGGAUCUUGAUGCUCACAAUCGCAAUAGGCAAACUUUGUGUUCACUGUUACCCAGAGAAUCAAGAUCUCAUAACACAGAUGCUGCCCUACUACCUUGCAUCAGUUAUCCUGCAUUUGCCCUGGAUGAUGAAGCUUUGUUUAGCCAGACACUUGAUAAAGUAGUUAGAAAAUUAAAAGGAAAAUAUGGAUUUAAGCGUUUCUUGAGAGAUGGUUAUAGAACAUCAUUGGAAGAUCCCAACCGACGCUACUACAAACCAGCUGAAAUUAAGCUCUUUGAUGGCAUUGAAUGUGAAUUUCCCAUAUUUUUCCUUUACAUGAUGAUUGAUGGAGUUUUUAGAGGCAAUCCCAAACAAGUAAAGGAAUAUCAGGAUCUUUUGACUCCAGUACUUCAUCAGACCACAGAAGGUUAUCCUGUCAUACCAAAGUACUAUUAUGUGCCAGCAGAUUUUGUAGAAUAUGAGAAAAGAAACCCUGGUAGUCAAAAGCGAUUUCCUAGCAACUGUGGCCGUGACGGAAAACUCUUUCUUUGGGGACAGGCCCUUUAUAUCAUUGCAAAACUUCUGGCUGAUGAAUUAAUCAGUCCUAAAGACAUUGAUCCUGUCCAGCGCUAUAUCCCACUACAGAAUCAACGCAACGUGAGCAUGAGGUUUUCCAAUCAAGGCCCACUGGAAAAUGAUUUGGUAGUUCACGUAGCACUCAUAGCAGAAAGUCAACGCCUUCAAGUUUUCCUCAACACGUAUGGUAUUCAGACUCAAACACCUCAACAGGUAGAGCCCAUUCAGAUUUGGGCUCAGCAGGAACUGGUGAAAGCUUAUUUCCACCUGGGUAUCAAUGAAAAAUUAGGACUCUCCGGAAGACCGGAUAGACCCAUUGGCUGCCUCGGUACAUCAAAGAUUUAUCGCAUUCUAGGAAAGACUGUGGUUUGUUACCCUAUCAUCUUCGACUUAAGUGAUUUCUACAUGUCUCAAGAUGUUUUACUGCUGAUAGAUGACAUAAAGAAUGCACUACAGUUCAUUAAGCAAUACUGGAAAAUGCAUGGACGCCCACUUUUCCUUGUUCUCAUCCGGGAAGACAAUAUACGAGGUAGCCGAUUCAACCCCAUAUUAGAUAUGUUGGCAGCCUUUAAAAAAGGAAUGGUUGGAGGAGUCAAAGUUCAUGUUGAUCGUCUACAGACACUAAUAUCUGGAGCUGUAGUAGAACAACUUGACUUCCUACGAAUCAGUGACACAGAAGAGCUUCCAGAAUUUAAGAGUUUUGAGGAACUAGAACUUCCCAAACAUUCAAAAGUCAAACGACAAAGCAGUACCCCCAGUACUCCUGAACUAGAACAGCAACCAGAUGUCGCCAUUACCGAAUGGAAGAACAAGCCCACCCAUGAAAUUCUUCAAAAACUGAAUGACUGCAGUUGUCUGGCUAGCCAAGUCAUCCUGCUGGGUAUACUGCUCAAAAGAGAAGGCCCCAACUUUAUCACCAAGGAAGGAACCGUUUCUGAUCACAUUGAGAGAGUCUAUAGAAGAGCUGGCAGCAAAAAGCUUUGGUCGGUUGUGCGCUGUGCAGCAAGUCUUUUAAGUAAAGUAGUGGACAGCCUGGCCCCAUCCAUUACUAAUGUUUUAGUGCAGGGAAAACAGGUAACUCUGGGUGCCUUUGGGCAUGAAGAAGAGGUUAUCUCUAAUCCUUUGUCUCCAAGAGUGAUUAAGAACAUCAUCUAUUACAAGUGUAAUACCCAUGAUGAGAGGGAGGCGGUCAUUCAGCAAGAACUGGUCAUCCAUAUUGGCUGGAUCAUCUCCAAUAAUCCUGAGUUAUUCAGUGGCAUGCUGAAAAUACGAAUUGGGUGGAUCAUCCAUGCUAUGGAGUAUGAACUACAGAUCCGUGGUGGAGACAAGCCAGCCAGAGACUUGUAUCAGCUGUCACCUAGUGAAGUUAAACAGCUUCUGUUGGAUAUUCUUCAGCCUCAACAGAAUGGAGGAUGUUGGCUGAACAGGCGUCAGAUUGAUGGGUCUUUGAACAGAACUCCCGCUGGGUUCUAUGACCGAGUAUGGCAGAUCCUGGAGCGAACUCCCAAUGGUAUCAUUGUAGCUGGGAAGCAUUUGCCACAGCAACCAACCCUGUCAGAUAUGACCAUGUAUGAGAUGAAUUUCUCUCUCCUUGUUGAAGAUAUGUUGGGGAAUAUUGACCAGCCAAAGUACAGACAGAUUGUUGUGGAGUUACUAAUGGUUGUAUCCAUUGUACUGGAAAGAAACCCUGAGCUAGAAUUUCAAGACAAAGUAGAUCUAGACAAACUGGUGAAAGAAGCAUUUCAUGAAUUUCAAAAAGACGAGAGUCGACUAAAGGAAGUUGAAAAACAAGAUGACAUGACUUCCUUUUACAACACUCCCCCACUGGGAAAAAGAGGAACAUGCAGCUAUUUGACAAAGGUUGUGAUGAAUUUGCUGCUAGAAGGAGAAGUCAAACCAAGCAAUGAUGACCCAUGUCUGGUUAGCUAGUGAGAAUGGUGUAAAAGGUUCUGUUGAGACAUGUUUUCUAGUAGUGUGUUUUUUGUGUUGAAGCUUAGUUCAGGUCACCAUUAAUGUAUGGACUGAGUAUGUUGGUGAGGUGGUUGCCACGUCUUUGGCAGAGCCACUGGACCUCUUGCACUCCAUAGCCAAUCUAAUGGUAAGAAAUGCUGUAACUAGGUGGAAAAAAGUUCUGAUGAUUAUUAUGCCAACUACAAUAAUAAUCUUUACUGAAUGAUAGAAAUAGUUUAUGAAUUGAAAGUUCACUACUGCAUGUUUUAUGAUCAAAUAACUCAUCAAAAUGAAUCUUUGCUCUUUGGACUAAAUUCCCACCUUACUGCCAUUAAAAUGAAUUUGUCAGCUAGUGAUGCAUACUGGAUAUUGAAAGAAUGAUGAACUUAACUUAGUAUCAUUGUUAUACUAAAAAAGAUAUUAAAAAUCAUAAAAGCAAAUCUGCCAGCUAAUGUUUUGAUUCUCAAAAACUGCAUUGUUGAUGAAAUUUUAGUAUACAGAACUAUUGUACAACUUUUACCUUAUAAACAUGACUAUAGUUGUGUAUUUGUUUUGACUUUAGGGGUUGGACUAAAAUACAGUGUAAUCUAUACCUGAUUAGACAUUUUUCUUUGAGCUCUUACUAAAAAUAUGGCAUAUGUAAGAUUUUUCAGAAGUAUGGACUAGUAAAAAAAAUUGAAAAUCAUUAAAUUUUACUUCUGAAUUAAUGAA